Molecule: messenger RNA, 2282 nt
Organism: Phalaenopsis equestris
Lineage: Eukaryota; Viridiplantae; Streptophyta; Magnoliopsida; Asparagales; Orchidaceae
Product: primary amine oxidase 1-like
Exons: 4
Coding region: 92-2131 (679 amino acids)
Biological process (GO): amine metabolic process
Molecular function (GO): copper ion binding; quinone binding; primary methylamine oxidase activity
Source: RefSeq, a predicted model, not a curated record
GUGGCAGUUGGAAUCAUAUUUUACUGUCACUGAACUUUAUAAAUCCACAAUUAAAAGCCACGAAUUUCCCCGUAGUUACAAGGAACCAGCCAUGAAGCUUUCCCUCCUCCUCCUCCUCCUCCUCCUCUGUUUCAUUUCAUAUUCUUCCUCCCACCCUCACCCACUCGACCCUCUCACUCCCUCCGAACUCUCCACCAUCCGCUCCAUCAUCACAUCCUCCCCUCUCAACCUCUCCUCCUCCCUCUCCUUCCACUAUGUCGGCCUCGACGAACCUGACAAAUCCACCAUUCUUUCCUGGUCCCCCUCUUCCCCCCUCCCCCCUCGCCGCGCUUUUGCCAUCCUCCGCGCCCCCCGCCCCCCCCGCCAAACCCACGAACUCAUCAUCGACAUCACCAAAGCCUCCAUUUUCUCCCACCACAUCUACCCCGGCCCCGCCUACCCCACCUUCAACAACGAAGAAGAGGCACAAGCCGGGCUGCUUCCACUAAAACACAAGCCUUUUUUGGAUUCGUUGAAAAAGAGGAGCGUGAAGGUUGAGGAUGUUAUAUGUACAUCUUAUACCAGGGGUUGGUUUGGCGAGAAGAAGCAGAGAAGAAGAAGAGCAGCAGUGCUCUGUUUUGUGGCCGGAAAGACGGCAAAUUUAUAUGCGCGGCCGAUUGAUGGUGUAACAAUAGUGGUAGAUUUGGACGACAUGGAGAUUGUGGAGUACAGGGAUCGAGUUCUGUUGCCGGUCCCAUCGGCGGAAAGGACGGACUACAGGGCGGUGAGGCAGCGGCCGCCGUUUGGGCCGAGGGGGAACAGAGUGGUGGUGGAUCAGCCUGAGGGGAAGGGAUUCAAAAUCCACGGCCAUAUGAUCAAAUGGGCCAACUGGGCCUUUCACCUCGCGUUUGAUCUCCGCGUGGGCGCCAUUGUUUCACUCGCCACCAUCGAAGACACCACGUCCGACGUGCUCAGCCGCAAGAGCGUUCUUUACCGCGGCUUUGUGUCGGAGCUCUUCAUCCCGUAUAUGGAUCCCUGCGAGGAAUGGUACUACAGGACGUAUAUGGAUGCGGGGGAGUUCGGUUUUGGACUCCUGGCUUCGCCGCUCGAGCCGAUGGUGGAUUGUCCGUCCAACGCUGAGUUCAUGGAUGGUUUCUAUGCGGCUCAGAAUGGAGAAACGGUUCGCAUCCCUAAUGUUUUCUGCAUCUUUGAGCGAUAUGCGGGUGAUCCUUCGUGGCGGCAUACGGAGACUUUGAUCCCAGGAGAAAUAAUCACUGAGAGCAGGGAAGAGGUGAACUUAGUUAUCAGAAUGGUUUCGACUGUCGGAAACUACGACUACAUGAUUGAUUGGGAAUUCAAGACCUCCGGCAGCAUUAAAAUUUCGGCAGGCCUGACCGGAAUCCUGGCUCUCCAAGCCUCCACCCAUACCAACACCAACCAAAUCAACGGUGAAAAACACGGCGAGCUUGUAGCCCCCAACACCAUCGCCGUCUACCAUGACCACUUCAUCACCUUCCACCUCGACCUCGACAUCGCCGGUCCGGCCAACUCCUUCGUCAAAGCUAACCUCAAGACCGUCCGCACAAAGUCUUCCCAUUCAACGCCGAGAAAGAGCUACUGGACCGUUGUUACGGAGACAGCGAAGACCGAGGCCGACGCACGUGUCCGACUUGGAAGCAGGGCAACCGAACUGCUUGUUGUCAACAAUGCGGUGAGAACUGCGUUAGGAAACGCGGCUGGGUAUCGUUUGGUUAGGAGCGGUGCGGCUGCAACAUCGCUUUUGAGUGAUGAUGAUUACCCGCAGAUUAGAGCGGCGUAUACCAAGAAGCAGGUUUGGGUGACGCCGUAUCAUAAAGCGGAGAAGUGGGCCGCUGGGCUUUAUACGGAUCAGAGCCGGGGGGAUGAUAAUUUGGUCGUAUGGAGCAAGAGGAACCGAUCCAUCGAAAACACAGAUAUCGUAUUGUGGUACACAAUUGGAUUUCAUCAUAUUCCGAGUCAAGAAGAUUAUCCGUUGAUGCCAAUGUUGACAGGUGGAUUUGAGUUGCGACCGUUCAAUUUCUUCGAGCGAAAUCCAUUGAUCAACACCGAACCGUUUAAUAAGGUUUUUUCGGCUGGCGCGGGCAUGCCAACCAUCAAAAUGGAUCAAGCAUGAGCAAAAUGGCAAGCUACUAGUUAAAGCUUUUAGGCUUAAGAAAAGUGAAGGGCAUGGCCAGGUUGUUUGAUUUUAAAUAUCUUUUGAGUCAUUUUCCUUCUUAAUAUUAUUCUAUGUCAUGUACUAUUUUUGUUUGAACUAUAUAUUUCAA